This is a messenger RNA of Liolophura sinensis, 1746 nucleotides long. RefSeq names its product xaa-Pro aminopeptidase 3-like. The record is from RefSeq and is a predicted model, not a curated record. Gene Ontology annotation, molecular function: metalloaminopeptidase activity; manganese ion binding. The transcript is spliced from 7 exons. Bases 88 to 1551 code for a protein of 487 amino acids. NCBI's taxonomy places the organism in Eukaryota, Metazoa, Mollusca, Polyplacophora, Chitonida, Chitonidae. Gene Ontology annotation, cellular component: mitochondrion. Gene Ontology annotation, biological process: proteolysis.
UUGUGUUUAUCACCAGCUGUGUGUCACAGCGACUGGCAUGGCACAUUGUUGUCUCAGGUCGUGCUUAGCACUCUCAAUAGCUUAGUCAUGUUGAGAAGUAUCAGAAAUGCUCUUCACAGGAAGCGAAAUUGUGAACUGCGUCAUGGAAACAUUAAGCGAUUCUUUGGUCAGCCUGCUGCCCAAACACACCCACAUCUGCUGCAGGAAGGGGAGGUCACUCCGGGCAUAUCAAGAGCAGAAUUCUGUUACCGAAGACAAAGACUGAUGGAGGCAAUAUGGAAAACAAAACUUCACAGAAAAUCAGUUGCCAACCACAUUGCAUUAUUCCCAUCUGCCUGUAAGUCUUACAUGACACAUGACAUCCCUUACCCUUUUCGACAAAACACAGACUUCCUAUACCUCAGUGGGUUUCAGGAACCAGACAGUUUGCUCAUGUUGCACAGUAUCCCUGGAAAGUCCAGCAAUUCGUUCAAAUCAGUUUUGUUUGUACCAAAGAGAGACCCUGACAAAGAAUUAUGGGAUGGACCCCGAUCAGGUGUGGAGGGGGCUGUGGAUCUGACAGGUGUGGAUGAGGCAUACAACAUCCAUGAGCUUGAGCAUUAUUUACAGUGUUACUGUAGAGAUACGGAUUCCUUCGCUGUAUGGUAUGAUUACAUCAGACCCUGCCAUAAUGACCUCCACAACCGUGUGCUGGCACAGUUCCUCACUCAGAACCGACACACUGCCAUGGAGACUACCAAUCAGCUUGUCCAGGCCCUGCGUCUCAUCAAGUCUCCGGCAGAAGUUGCACUUAUGAAAAGGUCUUGUGAGAUUGCAUCAGAGGCUUUCCAGUCGGUAAUGCAGUUCUCCUGUCCUGGGGUUAACGAGUCCCAGUUGUAUGCUAAAGUGGAUUUUGAAUGUCGGAUGAGAAGUGCAGAGUUUUUGGCCUAUCCACCAGUGAUUGCAGGUGGUGACAGAGCUAACAUUAUCCACUACAUCAAUAACAACCAGAUCAUCCAUGCAGGAGAGUUGGUACUGAUGGAUGCAGGCUGCGAGCUCCAUGGUUACUCCAGUGAUAUCACAAGAACAUGGCCAGUCUCAGGCCAGUUUUCUGCUGUACAACGCCUGCUGUAUGAGGCUGUUUUGGCUGUUCAAGAAUCCUGUAUCCAGCAGUGUACCACCCAGAAUUCCCUGGAUGACAUUUUCUUCCACAUGUUGGAUAAGUUAGGCCAUCAGCUGAAAACGAUCGGCCUGAUCCCUCAGAACAGUAACAAGGACAGCAGGUUAAGGGCAGCCCGUCAGUUCUGUCCCCAUCACCUAGGACAUUACCUGGGCAUGGACGUCCAUGAUACAGCCGGGAUAUCACGACAAACAAAACUACAGCCAGGCAUGGUGGUCACAGUAGAGCCAGGUAUUUAUAUCCCAGCUUCCACUACUACAGUGCCUGCUGAGUUUAGAGGGAUAGGAAUCCGCAUAGAAGACGAUGUUCUGAUCACAGAUUCUGGACAAACAGUUCUCACAGAGAAAUGCCCCAAACACCCAGAUGAUGUGGAGGCCAUGGUGAGAAGCUAGUCUGCUGGAGAGGAAGCCACUAUCCAAAGAUCCUGUGAUAUUAGUCUGGUAGUGUCUUUGUGGCUGGAGAUAAUUCAUGGGAACUUUACUGCAGUACACACAAACUUAUGUGGAAAAUUUAUUGCAAACUGAUUCUCAGUUACAAGUAGAUACCACACAGGUACCAGUGACUGGUCAGACAACCUCUUCAUAAAA